AAUAUAUCAAAAUCUGGGCCAACAUUUUCCCAGCGAGUUAUAUAUUGUUAUGUGGUUAUGUAGCCCUAUGUCUGCAUGUGAGGACUUUUCAUUCACCAGCAUACUCAAAAUUAUGUUCAUUCCGAUGUCUAUAUGAACCAGAUAGAGACUCUAUUUGGAAGAACAGAGGCGAAUAACUGGGGUGGAAGGUAACUCGUGCGCCGCAUGAUAUCUCUUUGCACGUGUGUCAUUACACACUCACGGCGUGUGCCUGCCUGGCCGAGAAAUGCAAAUGAAAUGAGGAUUACGCGGGAGACAAGAGAGAGAAAAAUGUGAGAGGGGAAAAAAGCGACCCAUCGAGUUUGUGAGAGAGUCACUGGGGCGUGCCGCGGACCUCCAAAUCUGUUCGCUUCGGCUUGGAAAGACCGUGGAAACUUUGUCUUCUCAUCUCGUCGCCUGCUCGCUCAAUGUGUUUUGCUUGCUUCAUUGGUAGCUUCUAAACCCAUAAGCUGUCAUAUUGCCUUCAGGUUCGCACGCUGUUCGUGUGUCUGACCAGUCUAAACUAUACAGAUGAAGAUGACUGUAUAUAUCUUUCGAAUUAACUUGAGAUAACUGCAAUACUCGUGGAAGAAUACAUGAUUUAGUUCGUCGGACGAUUCAACAUCAUUAUACAUCAUGGCAUUGGGGUGCGCAGCAGGGUCUCAUAUAUCAAGAUCACAACUCAUUGUAUGUAUUAUCGGAUUUGUGGGAUUUACUUUGCUUGCCCUUGGAGCUGUAUCGGACUAUUGGGUCACUUACGGGAUUACUUCUGCCGUGUCUGCGGGGAGCAGCAAUGGGUCUUCUCCUCCACCUCAGGCAGCCCUACUUCACCGGGAAGGCCUCUGGAGAAGCUGUCUCCAAUACAUCGCUAACAAUUCAACUUCUGUAACAGGACACAUGUGUUUCUUCGGUCUUUCUGCACCUGACUCGCUCUCCAUGUCACAAGGCCUCAACUCACAGACAAGAUAUGAAGUGAGUUUUCUGAUUGCUACAUGGGUGCUGUAUGGCUUGGGUGUGGUCCUGUCGUUAAUUGCUGUUGUCAUGGCAAUAGCUGCUUUGAGACACAAGAAGAAUCAGACGCUCCUGCGAGGUGUGUCGGCCGUGUUUAUCUUAGCAGCUUUGCUUGCGUUCUUGGGCUUGGUGAUCUACGCGGUGCGGACAUCAAAGUUUCCUAAUCAAUGGCCGAACGGGGAUUCUCCAUACUCCUCCUCAUCUCUUGCCUGGGCCUAUGGUAUCUCAUGGGUGGGGUUACUCCUCUGCUUCAUCGCUGGGGUGGGGCAUCUCUGGGUCAUGAGGCGAUAUGAAGACAGUAUGAUUUGAAACCAUCACCCUUGAAGGAUCGAACUCCAAAGACUUAUCCAAUAUUCUGGAUGGUUGAUCAUUAUACCAGAGUUAUAGACGUUAUGUAUUAAGCUUGUACAAAACAAAAACAUUCCCCAGUGCCAUGGUAUUCAUAUUGGACCAAAACAACCCGCUGAAGGUUAUAAUGUUGGUUAGAGACAUGUUGACUGCAUCUUUAAAUCCGAAUGGUGUUUGCUGCACACACUCUAGUCUGUAUGGAUUAUUUAUGAACCAAUGCAGUAUGGAGGGCCGAUUGUGGCAUAAUGCUGCAUGGCCUUUGAGUCGGGGCCACGAGGUUGUCUCUGGCUCUCGAGUAUUAUGAUGGAACUUUUCCUAUAGAACAAGAUCCUGUGAAAUAAAAUAAAGAUGAAUGAAGGCGGAAAUUCAUCUAAUGUACUAUAUGUUAAGGAAGUCUAAGAUCUACAUUUAAGAUCCGAUUUUACUCUGCAUAUGCCGCAAAUAAGAAUCGUGUAAAAUGUGUCUAUUUGCAUUCAUGUUCUUACCUAAUGCAUUUCAAAAUAGGUGAUAUUUUUAAAGCUUUUGUUUUAAACUUGCAUGCGAUAAUAUGGAUUAUUUUCAUUUGCAUUAAAAAGGCGAUUGAGCUGCUAUGCUGUUCCAGUUAUACAGGACAAUGAUGAUAUAGAAGUGUAAUAGGCAUUCAGUCAUUAUAUCACAAGUCACAAUACUGAAAGGAAAAAUUGUCGUAAUCUCGCUCAAGGAGUAUUUUAUUGAAGGCUUGCGCAUAUUGAGCACUAUAUCAGAAAACUGCUUUAUUAUACCGACAAAUUUAGACCAGCUGCUAGUGUUGCAAAAAAAUGAGAGGCAGAUUCUGCUCUGCUAAAAUAUUAAGUGGAGGUUAAAUUUCUUAUUAUUUCAUCUACAUAGAUAUAAGAUGAAAUCACACAAAAAUGAUGUCUUCCUUAACGUUUACAAAUGAUAAAAAAUAAUAGAACAUCCAGAGCAGGCCCGUUAUUGAACAUAAGGUAUUAAUGACGUUAUGACCUUUACUGUGUAUUUAUUGGGAAGUAAAAAAGAAGAAUGUUAAAUUUAAAAGACGCUUGUAUGAGGUAUUGCAGAGACAGAAGGUAAUUCAAUAUUUUGAUGUGUCAUUUCAUAGUUUCAGACGGUGAAUUCCUAUUGCAUAACACGAUAAAGCCCUUUUUCAGUUUCUGGUUAGUUAAAAUUAUGAUUUGUGGCUCAUGCUGCUCAUAAGACGCCUUUGUACAAAAAAUAAACGCUUUUGUAGAAGCUUGUUUUUAGUUAUAUGCAAAGAUUUUUUAAAUAUCAUUACAAAAUGUAUGGUUUCGUUGGAAUCAGUUUCGUGAAACUGCAUUGUAUUAAGAUAUGCAAACCAUCAACUUAUAACUUCUUACCGUACUCUGAAACCUAAGUUUUCUUUCAUCACGUGUGGGAAUGUAUACGACAGUAAAGUAAGCUUGCUUGUUUUUAGUAUCAGAAGCACUCGUGUCUCUCUACAAUACCAUCUAAAGAUAACCAAUCAUUAUUGGUGUAAAUAUAUGCCUACGUUUAAUGGAAAAAUAUAAUGUAUUAUACAUCCAACAAUUUUUCUAAUUGUUUGUAAAUCAUGUAAAUAAGAUUUCUAACUCAAAUUACUAUGCUCUGCUUUUUCAUAAAAUGCUUUAUAUUGUAUGAUGUUUUUUUUGCUUUUGAUAAUAUUUGUUUGUUUGGGAGUGUUUUAUAAGCUUCUUCGAUGUUGCCAUAUGUAUCAAAUCUCUAUGUUUAGUCCAGUCCAGCAGUACUCCACUGUUGGCACGUAAUGACAUUUCAUUCAGAAAAUGUCCAAUCUUAAUAAUGAUUAGGGACCUUGAUUGGAAGGGUGACGCUGCCGGGUGUGUCUUUUGAUACCUAGUGAGAUUCCCUUCUUUUGCAAGACAAUUCUUAGCUUGAGUUACUUUCUCUUUUUGUUGUUGACCGUUUUAUAAAUAAACUUACAUUUGUAUGCCGACUAUAAAUCCUAACAGUUAUACCUCCAAUUUUAACCUUGAUAAAUGCAAGCCUUGAUUUUUUAUCUAAUUAUGAUUUGCUUUUUUAUUUUUUUAAAAACCUUGUAUUCAUUCUUACUACUUGCUAUGAAAGCAAAAGUAUUCACAACCCGAGAACUAAUGCAUUUGUUUUCCUUCACAAAAUGAAUUUGAUACACAUUGUGCCAGUUGUUUAGCAAUGCUUGAUGCAGUGUAUGUAAUGCAUAUCGACGUUAAAGAACAAAUCAUUUAGACCUUCAGUUUUCACAGCACAUCAUUAUACUAUUAGUAGUUUCAUUUUUUUUAAUGAAACAGAGCAUGUGAAAUCUGUACAAAAACAGGUGCAAAAAAAUAUAUUUAAGACUAUCUUGUUUUACCCAGUACUGAAACCAUGUCCAUUCAUGCAAGACAUUCCAAUAUUUUCUUAUUGUGUCAUGAUAAUUCUAAGCAUAAUUAUUGUCGUAUUGCUGCACACAGUGAAUAUGUGGUCACCUGUUGUCUUAUCAUCAUUCCUGUCCGUGUCCAGACUGCAUGCUCAUAUUAAUCAUACAGGACCAUGAACUAGAUUUCAACUCAAGUUCAACAUUGAUAAUUCUGGUGGUAGCUAUGACCAAAUGAAAUUGUAUAGUUGUGAAGUACUGUGUAUGAAUCAUGCGCAGCUUUUCAUCAUGAUUAUAUUCGUUUGCAAUAUAUUAAGUUUCUAAUUUAGAAUUAAUCACGUUUCUGCAGUCUAUUAGAAAGUAUUUCCCAAAUUGAGCUAGGAAUUUUUAUAAUUGCAUGUAGCUUUUUUAAUAAAAUAUAAUUGUUAAGAACCAAUUUCAUACAUGCCCGAUUCGGAUGCAUGAAUUGCUUUUCCGUGACAGUAAUUAUAAUACUAAUGUAUUUGUUUGGCGCAUUUUACAUUUCCAUUUUCAAAUGCGCUUUAUAAUAAUGUUCUUAACAAAAAAAAGGGUGAGUUUUGACAUAGUUUUUUAAAGGUAUUGAGCGAUUCCACAUUCCACAGUCAUUCAACAGUUAGAAAGCAUAACAUCAUUGCAUUUUGUUUGUUUUUCCUUUCUGUAUAUUAUAUUCGUCACCGAGAAGUCUGAUCGUAACCAUAAACGUGGCCAAAAUGCACACAAGUCUUGUGUGGACGACAAUAGCA
Molecule: messenger RNA, 4485 nt
Organism: Strongylocentrotus purpuratus (purple sea urchin)
Lineage: Eukaryota; Metazoa; Echinodermata; Echinoidea; Camarodonta; Strongylocentrotidae
Exons: 4
Coding region: 655-1338 (227 amino acids)
Cellular component (GO): plasma membrane
Source: RefSeq, a predicted model, not a curated record